CAAAACUUUGGGGGCUCUCUCUUUCGUCUCUCUCCCUUUGCGGAAACCAGGUUGGCCGGCGAUCUUGGUGGUCCAACCACGGCCAACUGUGAGACUGAUCGGAAAAGUACCGGCCAGGGCCGCCGAUCAUGUCUGGGCUAAAUCACAACCACCUCAGCCACUCACGAUGUCGCUGCGAGCUCGGAAAGGUCUGUAGAUUUCGAGUUUUCCGACGCCGUUUCCGACGACUCCGGCGUUUGUCUCCAGUUCGGGAGGGAGGACGAGGAGGUGGAGGACUUUGCCUCAAUUUCUCUUCUCUUUUAUCCAUCUAUUUUUACUUCACAAUUCAUUCGCAAACCACACCUUUCAGGUUAACUCAAGGCUUUGGCUUUGGAGACAGAGGAACCAACCAACCAAGCUAUGGCUACAUAUUUCAAAAUUUAAGCAACCAAAACUUGUUGAACCCCUCCUAUGCAGGGGAUGAGAAACUUGCUUCUUAUCCUGAACCCCCCGCCAAAAUGAUGAUGUAUCUGAAACAAGCUUCAUAUGCUACUGGAUCCUACUCUGAAGUCUUGUCCGGCGGCUCUUUCUCUCCUCACAAAUAUGCUGAUUCUGAUGGUGGCAGGAAUGAAAUGAUGUUGUUAGCUUCCAGUAAGUGAGCUAUUUCCUUUGGCCUUUGCGAUUGUUUCUGGUGAAACUAUGGACAAUUGAAGGUGGUUUUUGCAAAGGAUAUCGGAUGUCUUGCUUGAGUUUUUUGCAUGAAAUGGUAUUAACAAUGUUUUUCUAUGAAAUAAUAUUAACAUUGUACUUCUAUGACAUGUUAUUAACAAUGUAUUUUUAUGACAUGGUAUUAAUAAUGUACUUCUAUGAUAUGGUAUUAAUAACGUACUUCGGGUUUCCUGGGCUUUUCUUUUUUUUUUUGGUGGUCAAAUAUGAGUUGGACUUGCUGGGCUUAUUUUGGGUUUUUUUUUUUAGUUUUUUGUAUUGGGCUUGUUUUAAGUUAAUCAAUGGCAGAGAUGUAAUUUAUAGGAACUUCAACACUCAUUUUUUAGAUAGUAAAUAAUUUUUGGGUGUGUUUCUAAAGUAUAUUUUAU
Prunus persica (peach) is the source of this 1073-nucleotide messenger RNA. RefSeq lists its product as uncharacterized. The transcript is spliced from 3 exons. Lineage: Eukaryota; Viridiplantae; Streptophyta; Magnoliopsida; Rosales; Rosaceae. Bases 129 to 638 code for a protein of 169 amino acids. The record is from RefSeq and is a predicted model, not a curated record.